AUGUUACAGGAGUUUUUUGAUGGGAAGGAGCUAUGCAAGAACAUCAACCCUGAUGAAGCUGUAGCUUAUGGGGCGGCAGUUAUGGCUGCGAAGUUAUGUGGUCACACUACUACGAAGAUGGUAAAGGAGUUGAUGCUAUUGGAUGUCACUCCCCUGUCACUUGGUACAGAGCUGAGAGGGGAAAGAAUGUGCGUUGUGAUCCCAAGGAACACUCCUAUACCUACCAAGAUGACCAAGAAUAUUGUUACUGUCAAAGACAACCAACCACGUUUAGAUAUCGAAGUGUACCAAGGUAAACGAACUAGAUCUACUGAUAACUUCUUUUUGGGAUCUUUUACAAUUUCAGGGAUUCCACCUGCUCCCAAGCGAUCAUAUCUAUCAGUAGUUGAGCAUUGCUUUGAAAUAGAUGCUGAUGGUAUCCUCACAGUUACGGCUAAGAUAGUAUCCACUGGUAAGACCAAAAGCCUUACUGUUACCAAUCUGAGUGGAAGAUUGUCAAAGUAUGAGAUAGAGAAAAUGGUGAAAGAUGCUGAGAAGUUCAAGCUUGAGGACCAAGAGUUUAAGAGGAAAGCUGAAGCAUACAAUGCCUAG
Messenger RNA from Lactuca virosa, 591 nucleotides. NCBI's taxonomy places the organism in Eukaryota, Viridiplantae, Streptophyta, Magnoliopsida, Asterales, Asteraceae. The record is from the annotation of a GenBank genome assembly.